AUGGCUUAUUGGCAGCAUGUGGAAGGCCUUGUGCAACAUUCAUCCAAGUACUUCAGAACCAAAAAGAUUGGACUGGUGCAUUUGAGAUUUCUGUCCAUUAAGUCCCCGGAAAUGUCUCCUCAGGAAGAGCUUUCGCCUACUGAAUGGUAUGAAAAGGCCUAUCUGAAGCUAAAGAAAUUAUCCGGAUUGUUAAAAGGUAUUGACUUGAUUGAUGGAAGGUUAUUUAGUGUUAGUGAUAAUUCAAGAGUCUUUGAUGAUAAGCUUGAAGUGAAAAUGCUUGCUUUUAAGUUACUUUCUAGGGAAUUUAUUGGUUGUCCAACCGUGCAAGAAGCGAUUAGGAAGAAUGGAGUGGCUAGGUUUGGUGAUGGUUUGCCGAUUUUCUUUGGUAAGCCCUGUGAAAGGGGACCUCUCACUUUGAAUUCGCUUACUAGAGUUGCCAACAUUUUGAAUGUUUCGGCUCAACAGAGGAAGUUGGUCAGGCUCAAAAUACUGCCACAGGUAACUGAGCAUAAGAUAUGGACUGGUGCACUGGAAGAGAUACUCAAUGAUCUGAGAACCGAGAUUGAUUAUCAAAUUAAGAAGCACCCGAGCAAAGAAACUAAAAUGGCACAGCAGGUGGUUGCCAGUUGUCUGAAGCAUAUUAACAUUGCGAUAUCUUAUGAUCUCGAGUCCACUUCAUGGAUGCGCCUUGCACCUUCCAAAGGUGCAAAGGCAGAUAGCAGAAAUCACAAAUGGGAGGAAGUCCUUGAGAUGUUCGUUGACCUUAUUAACUGCUUGAGUGAUAGGAAGGAGUAUGUUUCGCAUGUAACGAAGCUUGAGAUCAUGAAGGAAGGUCUUUAUCAAAUUCGGGAUGUUCUAAUGGACAAAAACAUUGGGUACAAAGAGACUCGGCACCAUGAAAAUCUGGUGCAAAAGAAGCUCAUCAAGACAUUGGGUCACUCAUCACGGUGUCUUUACUCGCUGCUGCUGUAUUAUCUGUAUGGGAGCGUUCGUGAUAUUGAGGUGGAAGUAAGCGGAGGGUUUUAUCCCGCUGAAGGCAAAAAUGUGUUUUACCUGUGUAUGGGUAAAUUUUUGACAUCAGAUGAAGAAACUGUGAUAUUGGGGGCAAUGAAACAGCUUGAUAGAGCUCUUGGUCUAUUCAAAUUUGUUUGGGAGACGGCAGAAAUGAAAGGAGAACUGAAGGUACAAGGGCAUUUGUGGUGUAUUGGGGCGGAGAUCAGAUUCCUUACUUAUAAAGGAAAUCCAUUCUUAUUGCAUGGUAUACAUUAG
Molecule: messenger RNA, 1269 nt
Organism: Oldenlandia corymbosa var. corymbosa
Lineage: Eukaryota; Viridiplantae; Streptophyta; Magnoliopsida; Gentianales; Rubiaceae
Source: the annotation of a GenBank genome assembly